AUGGAUGAUAAUAAACUAUUAACAUUAGCUAAUGGGCAAUCAACCGUAUCACGUUGUGGAAUGAUUUAUGUUGAUCCAGAUAAUUUAGGUCCAUAUUCAAUACGGAAACGUUGGUUAAAUAUGAAUUUAACUGAUCGAUCAAAUGAAAAAGAUCAAUUAGAUUUACUUUAUGAUCGCUAUACAAAAAAUACCAAGAAUGAAAAUGAUUGUUCCAUUGUAAGUAGACAAAAAAAGAAUGUUAUUGUUCUUAGAACUCAAGUGAAUAUUAUUGUACAAUUAGCAAAAUUAUUUGAUUCAUUAUUUUUACCAUUAAUUAAUCAUGAGAAAAAAGAUCAAUUAGAAUUAAAUUCUGAUAAAAUUCAUGCUAUAUUUCUUCAAUCAUUUAUUUUGUCAUUUGGUGUUUGUCUUAAACAAGAAAAAUGGAAUGAUCUUAUUCCAAAAUAUGAACAUAAUCGAUCAAAACGAUCUACUGAAUUACUUGUUCCAGCUAUUAAUACAAUUCGUUUAGGUAUGAUAAAAACAAAAAAACAAUGGUUAAUUAAAUCUAUGAUAAUCAUUCAUCAACCUGUUUUAUUCGUUGGUGAUACUGAAUCGAGUAAAACAGCAACUAUUCUAUCUUAUAUUGAUAAUUUUGGUUCACAAUAUAUAAGUUUAAUUUGA
This is a messenger RNA of Rotaria sp. Silwood2, 660 nucleotides long. The record is from the annotation of a GenBank genome assembly. NCBI's taxonomy places the organism in Eukaryota, Metazoa, Rotifera, Eurotatoria, Philodinida, Philodinidae.